AGCCGUGCCGGCGCUCCAAUGAGCCUCCCCGCGCGCCGAUCAUGCCGGGCCCCAGCCUGCGGCCGAGGCAGGACACGGCGGCCGCGGGCUCUGCCGCCGCUUCCAGCCAAACCCGCGAGGGCUGGGUGGCUGGCGCGGCGAGGGAGGACCCAACGGCCUUCGGCACGGCGGCGCGACGGAAGGACCAGGACGGCGGGCAUGCCGUCAGCCCCCGAGGUGAGCGGACGCCGCGCGGCAAGGCGUGGCCGCUGCUGUCCGCGAGUCUCCGCGCCGUUCCCGAGGCGGCCGACGAGGACAACGAGGACGCUCGGCUGCGCGCCCUGCAGGGCCUGCCCGAGACCGCGCGGGAGGCCGCGCUCGGGUCCAUGCUGGUCGGCGGCCUGGUCCCGUGCGGCCCCCUCCCGGAGGGCUCCACCUCGGGGGGGGGAGGGGGUUCGAGUCGAGGCGCGGACCGCAGGCGGGCUGGUGAGCAGCCCCUCAGACGCCUGGCCCUCGACCCUGGGCACCCUGUUCCUCGCCCUGGAGCCAGUCGGGGCCGAUUGGAGCACGUCGUUCAGCGACAGCGACGUGGAAUGCCGAAAGGGGGGCGGGCUCGACGAGAACGAGGCCUGGAGCACGCCAGACUUCGACGAGGAGUUCGAGUGAGGGGCAGCUCCGUUCAGCUGGCCAGGCAUGCGUGAGGUUGUUGUGGGAAGAUGAGCAUCGGCAGAAUGUUUCCGCCUUCCCCAGCGAAGCGGGCCUCAGGAUGGCACUGCCUGCACGCAAUGCGCGUGCCAUCGAUAUGGCACGCCCUGAUGGGGUGUUGUGUGAUGUAGAGCGUCCCUGACAUCUGUACGAUGUGAACAAACACUGCAGGCAUAUUGUCCAGUUUCGCACCUGGGGGUUCUCAUGUAUCCUUGUGGCUUGAGGGAAUCCGACUGCGGAUGCGGUUUUUGCUUUCCCGACGUCGGAUGUCAGUGCAUGUGAUAUCGGGCGACGAGAUCUAUACGUAUUCACUGCUCCUGGCCAUCAUUUUGGAUCCGUGAGCGGCGUACAUGCCUCUUUGGCCAGGCCAGGCGCUCGUAUACACCGCUCCUGGUUUCAGGAUGGGCCCGGUCAGGGGCAGGGGAUAGGUAUAGUUACCGUUUUUUUGUGACAGAGCGUGUUCGGUGCAAUUUCCAUGCAGACGUCUGCGCAACUGGGGAACCUGUUUGGGCGAAUCGAGAUGCCGAGGAGUCCGUCCUCCAUUCUGCCCUGCAGGCUUCUCUGGCUCGCGGGGCCCUUGCUCUUUCAUACUCGUCUUCAGCUGGCCGUGUCUUGAGCCUGCUGCUGCGGGUAUUUCUGCAACGCUGCCCUUCGUGAGGCAGAGCACUGUUCACCCGCAGUGCGAACUGCCUGGCGGCUGCUAUAUCUACGCGGCCCUGCCGACCGAGUCAAUUGAGCAGGCGUUGCCCCUUGCGAUUGUUCGGAACUAGGAUUGUAUUCUUGUGCUGCGCCGUGUGGAAGACGACCCUGACAGGGUUGAACACCACCGGUCGGCGCCAACGGAUUUUGGCCGUUUGCAUGCUUCGUAGAUCCACGCCUCCUAGAUGAGGGUGGAGUGUCCAGGUGCCUGCGGCAACUCCCGCCACCGUGCCAGUCCACCGCCACCGUGUAUUGCUCGAUUGGGCACGCCUGACCGUCACAUGUGACACCUCGUGUCCCCAACAUUUUGUUCUCUUGGCCUCGUCCAUCCCCCUCUCCCU
Molecule: messenger RNA, 1724 nt
Organism: Prorocentrum cordatum
Lineage: Eukaryota; Dinophyceae; Prorocentrales; Prorocentraceae
Source: the annotation of a GenBank genome assembly